Molecule: messenger RNA, 1954 nt
Organism: Portunus trituberculatus (swimming crab)
Lineage: Eukaryota; Metazoa; Arthropoda; Malacostraca; Decapoda; Portunidae
Product: putative nuclease HARBI1
Exons: 3
Coding region: 509-1072 (187 amino acids)
Source: RefSeq, a predicted model, not a curated record
AGUUUAAAUGAAGAAGUAGUGUCUGCAACAAGUGUGCAUACUUUUAAAGUAAGAUUGGAUAAGUGUAGAUAUGGAGACGGGACCACACGAGCAUAAAGCCCAGGGGCGGGAUGUUCAAACGUUCGUAAUGGCCGCUGCUAUCACCUUAGCGCUAAGUUUGUUGUAACCCGCGCGUAACUCGCCUAAGGUGUAUGUUGGAAAGAUCUUGGAGUCGUCGCUACGAUUUUCGGACCGCCAUAUUUGCUUAUUGCGCUAAGUGUCUUGAGGAGCACCCUUACAGUGAUCGUAGGGUGGUUUGUUUACCUCCCGUGGAAUUCUGUACCUACGUUGCCUUGUCAGAGAUGGAGUUACAAGUUGUAUUGCAACAUGAUGUUGCAGUAAACAGGGCCUGGAGACGUGAAAGAAGAUUUAGAGACCGAACAGAUCCAUUUGCUUUUAGUGAUGAACACUUGCUGAGAUAUUACAGACUCCCGCACUCCAUGCAGUGCCAUGUCAUUUACAGGUGUUGAUGACAUUUAGGUUUUAUGCCAGUGGGUCAUUCCAAAGUGUGUUGGCAGACACAUAUGGAUUAACACAAGGAUGUGUCAGCAGAGUCAUCAACAGAGUGAAAGAUGUGCUGUAUACGGCGUCACUUAGAGAAACACGGAUUCCAAGAGGACUAGAGGAAGCCAGGGUAACAAAGAGGAAAUUAUAUGGAAUUGCCAAUUUUCCAAAUGUGAUUGGCAUCAUCGAUGGAACACACAUCCCGAUUGCUGCCCCACCAGUUGAUGAAGAACUCUACAUCAAUAGAAAGAAUUUCCAUUCACUGAACAUACAAGUUGUGUGUAAUGCAGACUACAUUUUUCAAGACUAUUGCUGCCGUUCCCCUGGAAGCACAUAUGAUUCAUUUGUAUGGGAGAACAGCAUCCUCAACAGGAGAUUCCAGCGGGGUGAAUUUGGAGAUGCCUUUCUUCUUGGUGACAGUGGGUACCCUGUCAACAUUCACUUGAUGACACCAAUUGGAAUGCCAGCUAAUGCUGGCGAACAAAGAUUCAACAUCAGCCUGAAGAAAACACGUGUCGUGGUUGAGUAGGCUAUUGGCAUUUGGAAGUCACUCUUCAAGUGUGUCCAUCAUAAAGGUGGCACACUUUGUUAUAGUCCCUUGAAGUGUGGAAAGAUUGCUGCAGCAACUAUGUUGCUUCACAAUUUCUGCAGAAAGAGGAAUCUUCCACUCCUGGAUGAAGUAGUAGUCAACCCUGAUGACAUAGAUGAACCUGUGUUUGUUCCUGCACCAGCUGGUGGUGGAGGACGGGAUGCAAGGGCAAUAGCUGGGAAUGCAAUGAGAAGGCAAAUCAUUGCAUAACACUUCUCAUAGUCUGAAAAGGGGGGAUAUAGUUGUGUAAAGUAAGUUUUAGUGUGUUGAGCAGUGCUGGUUGUUCCACUGUAGAUGGUGCUUACUAUGUUCAUCAUUCUUGGGACAUAGGAUACCUUCUACAAAUAAGGUAAUGUUAAGAAUAUACAUGAUAGGUUGUUUAUUGCAGUUUACAUUGCAUAUAUGAUUAAUUUUGUAAGUACAAAAGUAAAAAAAAAAUAGGUUUUCCAUUAUACAUAACUGUAUAAUAUCACAUUAUUCAUUUGGUAUGUAUCAUAAUAGAUAACUAUAAUAUCACAUUAAUUUGGUAUGUACUAUCUGAUAGACUAAUUACACAAAUUGUAAUGCAUAGCCAGUUACAAAAAUGUUUACCUGAUUUCUUGACCCAUUGCUAUAUUUAACUAAUGUUACUUGUACUUGAGUCACCACUCUAACCCAUUCUUGCAGCAACAUAUUGGCCAUAUAUUUAGUAGCUUUUCUUAAAUACUGCUUCAGUUUUUUGUCCUAGUGGUGUAUUCAGCUCACCAUUACCUUUCCUGUAGUAUUCCUUGUGUCUUAUAUGAAUGUGUAAAUAUUUAUAUUUCCAUAUAGUGACUCCAUGAC